Messenger RNA from Geodia barretti, 2240 nucleotides. NCBI's taxonomy places the organism in Eukaryota, Metazoa, Porifera, Demospongiae, Tetractinellida, Geodiidae. The record is from the annotation of a GenBank genome assembly.
AGCGAUCGACCGUUUUUUCCCCGAUCGAUCGGGCAGCAUAUGCACAGCUAGCUAGCCGUCGUCUCGUCCAUCCAACCUGUUGGGAGAGCAUUCAGCCAUUAUGUCGACUAAAGACAUCUCUCGCGAUCCUCCAGACAUUGAGAGUUUGCUCUCGCUGAACCCGCGGGUCCAACCCCACGCCACCCUCGUCUCUACCACACGGACCAAGACGGCCAAGAAACAGUGGAAGAGGAACAAAGACAAGGAAUGCACCACAUGUGGAAGCAAACGGAACAACUUUGACGACAUAAAGCACACGACGCUGAGCGAGCGAGCGGCUCUGCGAGAAGCCGCUCGAUGUCUCAAGUGUGCAGACGCUCCGUGUCAGAAGUCGUGUCCCACACAACUGGACAUCAAAUCUUUCAUAACCAGCAUCAGCAACAAGAACUACUAUGGAGCCAGUAAAGCCAUAUUCUCUGACAAUCCUCUCGGACUCACGUGCGGAAUGGUCUGUCCGACCUCUGACCUCUGUGUCGGUGGAUGCAACCUGUAUGCCUCGGAGGAGGGACCGAUCAACAUUGGCGGUCUGCAGCAGUUUGCCACGGAAGUCUUCAAAGAGAUGCGGCUGCCGCAGAUUCGGGACCCCGCCCACUCUCCCCCGGAGCAGCUGCCGGAGAGCUACGGGGCGAGGGUGGCACUAAUUGGGUGUGGCCCCGCUCCAUUAGCUGUGCGACGUUCCUCGCCAGACUGGGGUACACGAACCUGACCAUCUUUGAGAAGGAAAGUUACAUCGGAGGACUCAGUUCGUCAGAGAUUCCUCAGUAUCGACUUCCUUAUGAUGUCGUCUCGUUUGAAGUUGAGCUGAUGAAAGAUCUCGGAGUCAAGGUGGAGCUAGGGCGUGGUCUGGGCGGGGAGGGCGGAGUCACAAUCCGGGGUCUUCUCUCAGUGGGCUACGAGGCUGUGUUUAUUGGAAUUGGUCUGCCCGAUCCUAAAGUAGCCCACGAUAUUUAAGGGGACUCACCACUCAAAAUGGGUUCUUCACCUCCAAGGAGUUCCUCCCCGUCGUCAGCAAAGCCAGCAAGCCAGGUAUGUGUACCUCAUGUUCCAAGCCCCUCCCCCAGCUCCAUGGCAACGUGGUUGUCCUGGGAGCCGGUGACACGGCGUUUGACUGUGCGACCUCUGCCCUCCGCUGCGGGGCCCGGAGGGUGUUUGUGGUGUUCAGGAAAGGCUUCACUAACAUCAGAGCCGUCCCAGAGGAGAUGGAGCUGGCGAGAGAGGAGAUGUGUGAGUUCAUGCCGUUCCACUCCCCGAAGAAGGUGCACUUGAAGUCGGGAUGCAUUUCGGCCAUCGAGUUCUGUCGAACGGAGCAGCUGGAGAGCGGGGAGUGGGUGGAGGAUGAGGAACAAACGGUGAAAUUGAAGGCAGAUUUCGUCAUCUCUGCCUUUGGCUCUCAGCUCCAGGACCAGGGCAUCAUUGGGGCUAUGGCUCCGCUGCUGUUCAACAAGUGGGGAUUCCCCGAGGUGGACCCGGAAACCAUGGCAACGUCGGAGCCAAACAUCUGGUGUGGCGGGGACAUAGCAGGCGUGGCUAACACCACCGUGGAGAGCGUCAACGAUGGCAAACAGGCGUCGUGGUUCAUACAUCAGUACCUUCAGUCCCUGCACGGGAUCUUCAUUCCUCCAGAACCCCAGCUCCCAAAGUUCUUUACUCCCGUCGACACCGUUGACAUCAGCGUGGAGUUUGUGGGGUUAAAGUUUGAGAACCCCUUUGGGCUUGCCUCGGCCACGCCCACCACCAGCUCGGCAAUGAUCCGCAGAGCCUUUGAGGCUGGCUGGGCAUUCGCUGUCACAAAGACAUUCGGUCUGGACAAGGAUAUAGUGACCAAUGUGUCACCUCGCAUCGUGCGAGGGACCACGUCAGGUCACACGUUUGGCCCGGGGCAGGGAUCCUUCCUCAACAUUGAGCUCAUCUCAGAGAAGACUGCGGGAUACUGGCUACAGAGUGUCAGUGAGCUCAAGAGGGACUUUCCCUCCAAGGUGGUAGUAGCCAGUGUGAUGUGUGGAUACUCCAAGGAGGACUGGACGGAGCUCUGUCAGCUGGCAGAGAGGCCGGUGCCGAUGCUCUGGAACUGAACCUGUCCUGCCCGCACGGAAUGGGGGAGAGGGGAAUGGGAUUGGCAUGUGGACAGGAGCCUGAAUUGGUUCGAAACAUCUGCCGGUGGGUGAGGGCAGCGGUCAAGGUACCGUUCUUUGCCAAGAUGA